Molecule: messenger RNA, 872 nt
Organism: Chenopodium quinoa (quinoa)
Lineage: Eukaryota; Viridiplantae; Streptophyta; Magnoliopsida; Caryophyllales; Amaranthaceae
Exons: 1
Coding region: 96-692 (198 amino acids)
Source: RefSeq, a predicted model, not a curated record
AUUAUUUUUAAUUAUUAUCAUUAAUAUUAUUAUUAUCGUUACUAAUAUUUUUAUUAUGGCAAUAUUAUCUAUGGAUAUGGCAUUCGUUCUUUGGGAUGCCAGGUAGCUGCAACGAUAUUAAUGUGCUUCAUCGAUCCCCUGUGUUCGAAGACGUCUUAGAGGGUCGAACACCUCCUGUGAACUUCGUAGUCAAUGGUCAUCAUUAUACGAAUGGGUAUUAUCUUACUGAUGGAAUCUACCCUAGAUGGGCUUCUUUUGUGAAAUCCAUUACGAGUCCACAAACUCGUCAGGAUCGUUUAUUCGCAAAACACCAUGAAACUGCAAGGAAAGACGUUGAACGCGCAUUUGGGGUCCUUCAAGCUCGUUUUGCCAUUAUUAAAAAGCCGUCUUUGGCGUGGGAUACCGACAUACUCCACAAUAUCAUGCUCGCCUGCAUCAUAAUACAUAAUAUGAUCGUUGAAGAUGAACGAGAGACGUAUCAAAAUAACGUUAAUACCAAUGAGUUUAUGAAUGCUGGAGGCAACGCUAAUGAGGACAAUACCGAGUACCGUACUGAUCGUAUUGUGGAUAUCGGCUUAUACUUGUCUCGUAGAACAGAGAUUGAGGAUCAACAUACUCAUUUGCAGCUAAAAAACGACUUGGUCGAACAUAUAUGGAAUAAAUUUGGUAACAACGAAAACUUAGGCAACUAGGUUUACAACAAAUGGUUAUCCCUAAGGACAUCUUACAAAACGAUGUGUAGUUUUUUUUUUUAAAAUAAAAUGUACUAGAUUAUAGUUGUAGAACUGUAAUCACGAUUUGUACCUCUUUUUUUUUUUGUUAAUUAAAAUUAGCUGCGUUGUUGUUUAAAAAAUAUUAAUCACAAGAAUUAG